Phalacrocorax carbo (great cormorant) is the source of this 1721-nucleotide messenger RNA. Lineage: Eukaryota; Metazoa; Chordata; Aves; Suliformes; Phalacrocoracidae. The record is from RefSeq and is a predicted model, not a curated record.
AUGCUUUCACUGGAUACGUCCCGAUUAACAAACUCGAGGCCUGUUGCUUUCUUUCCUGAGGAGCAACCAGCCAGCCCGGGGACACCCACCAAACGCCGGAGAACCGGGGAAGGGGGAAAUCACGCCCCGCCCGGCCCUCGGCCCCCACAGCCGCCGCGAGGCCGAAGGGGAGCGGCCCCCACCAGGAGCGGCCCCACCAGGGGCGGCCCGAGCCCCCCGGCCGCGCGCCCCCACCCCGCGCUCCCCGGCGGGCGGAACAGCGGCCCGCCGCGGGACAGGGCCGAGCAGGCCCCGGUACCGCCGCCGCACCACAGCGGCGUUCGCGGCAGCUCCGGGCCGGCGCCGGGGAGCUGCUCCAGAGGGGCCCGGGUGGACGGGGCGGGGGGGUCAGUCGAGUCGAGCUCAGCCGUCCACACCCUCCGGCCGCGGGAAGGGGCAGGCGGAGGGCUCCGCUCACCCCGCGGUGCACCGCUUACACUGGCCUGGACGAGCCCACCGCCGCCGCCUCCGUCGGCUCGCUCACUGCCUGGCAGCCUGCCUUCACCUCUGCCCCACUUGCAAGCGGGCCCGGAAGCCGGGCGGGGCGGGGCGGGGAGGCCGUGGGGAGGUGGCCGUGGCCGUGGGGCGGGACGCGUGUGUUUGUGCCUGCGGGGCGGCGGCAGCAGAAAGAGAACCCGCAGUCCCCCGGACUCCGGAGGGGUCGUAGGCCCUGGGAGAGAGGCUGUGAAUAAAAGGACAAGGGGAGGAAGCGGAUCUGGAUCCGCCCUGAGGGCUUCCCUCGGCACCUCCGGGGUGUCCUCCGUAAGGCUUCCCAGAAGAGAACCUCGUCAUAAGGAGCCUUUUGUGAAAGACAUGACAACCAUAGUUAAUGAAAUUACAAGUGUUUUGUUAAAAGAAUUGCAAGAGAAACCAUUUGCAUUUUUUGGUCACAGUUUUGGGUCUUAUACCAGUUUUGCAGUUGCACUGCACUUGAGGAAGUGUGGACUAGAGCCGAUCCAUCUUUUUGUAUCGGGGCGCAUGCCCCAAACAUAAUCUGAAGCAUUUCUUCCCAUCAAAAGCACACCCAUAUGUGAUACAGGAGAUGAAGACGUUCUUACACAUAUACAAAUUUUAGGAGGAACAUCUCCUGAGGUUCUGCAAAAUGAAGACAUUAAGAAACAUCUGAUACUUACUUUCAGAGAAGACCUUAGAUUUCUUCAGACAUUUUUUUUUGAGAUGGUAGAAAGGAAUAUCCUAUUUCCUUUUGAUAGUACCUGCUUUAAUGGGUCUGAAGAUCAACCACAUGAUUUAGAAGCCUGGCACAAUCUAGCAAGUGGAGAUAUUUCCUGGAAGUCAUUUUAUCUGCUGGAGCCCUCUAAUGAAAUUUUCUUAACAAACCACAUAACAAGAUGUAUAGAAAAUGGUGGUCUACAAGUAUUUCCCCUAUUUUAAUAGCAGAAGGUGUAGGAUUAGUCCACAGCACUUCAUAAGAAGUCAUUCUUUCUGUACAGUUGCAUUCAGUUGUUAUGCCUGAGACUUGUUCUGUUCCUCCGGAUCUCUACUGUAAUCCUGUAAAAGGGGGAGUUUUUCCGAUUUUUUUUAAAUAAACAUUGGCUUUGGGACUUAAAAAAUAAAAAAGUUUUCAUUUUUUCUCUCUUCUCAUCUUGCAUGUGCACAAACUCUUCACUUCAUUCCAUAAGCUCAUUUGCAAAAAAUGGCAGCUAUGUUAUUUUACUUUUAGA